AUGAGGAACCCCAUCAGCGUCCUGCGCGAGCAGUACGAGCUUGCGCAGUUCAAGCUCGCGCACUCUCGACACCCCCGUGCCUGGGGCUGGCUCUUGGCCAUCGUCGCCAUUGCCGUGCUCGGCGUGAUUGGUAUGCUUCCUACCCAGCUUGCCCCGUUGUAUGCUCGUGCAGUCUUGAACACUGGCGGCGAUGGCAUGAAGGGACUGACUGGCUUCAUGGUAUCCGACCCAGCCAUCGUCUAUGCCAUCGUCGUCGAGACCAACCACCAGGGUAUCCCGCCCAUCGAUCACGACAACGGUACCUCUGCUCUCCACGAUGCCCAACGCCGCUUGCCGCUGAUGUCCGUCGACAUCAACGCCACGAAUCUCAUGUCCAGCCCCGUCCUCGUUGUCGAAGAUAACACCCCUGGCUCUUCCACAUUGGUGCUCACCAAUCAGCUCCGCCAAUCCGAUGCGACAACUGCACCCACGGCGGCUUGCCAGACCCAGCCCUCGGGCAUAGUCAACCUUGCCAAGAACAUCGACUGUAGUGUCAACGAACACAGACUGGCCAACACAACCACUGCACGUGUAGCCGCUCGCGAGGCCCAGGUCCAGACCUCGAACUGCCACUGUUCAGUCAAGAGCCCCUACCCAGAAGCCUGGCGAAACUUCCAGCUGUGGCUUGCCGCAUGGAAGGAGCUCUAUGUCCGACUGGGCAACGUCACGGUCCUCUGGCGAGUCCAGCUCGCGAACUGGCUCAACCCGAAGGUCGGCGACGACUUUGUGCGCAGGCUGGCCAAGGGCUGCGAGAAGUGCGAGCUCGUGCGCGACCUGCGGCACCACAACGAGCAGCUGCGCGCCGGCCUGCAGAAGGCGACGGACCUCGCGGCCAUGCAGAAGGAGCUCCUGUACGCCCAGAAGCACCUCAUCCAGCAGCAGCGCCGCCAGCUCUACGACGCCGACCGCUUCAACGUGCGCUGGGCCCUGCAGGCCAAGCGACUCCUGCGCCAGUCGCCAUGCGGUACUUACUACCUCGAGUAA
This is a messenger RNA of Neoarthrinium moseri, 1023 nucleotides long. RefSeq lists its product as uncharacterized. The coding region runs from base 1 to 1023 and encodes 340 amino acids. The record is from RefSeq and is a predicted model, not a curated record. The transcript has a single exon. Lineage: Eukaryota; Fungi; Ascomycota; Sordariomycetes; Amphisphaeriales; Apiosporaceae.